CACAAUCUUACUUAGCUUAGUUUUUAUUAUUAUCUUCAAAUCUACCUAAACUCUGUCUUGGUGAAACUCAAAACUCCCUUGCCCAAACUCACAUGUAGAGUAUAGUAGAAUAGAUCUUCAACUUUCUCCCCCACUUACUUCCACUUCCUCUCAGUUCUAGAAACCCUAACACACACAACUCAAUUUCGUUGGUAAAAAAAAAAAAUCAUCUUUUUAGGGAGAGAAGGUGGAGAGCGAUAUGGAAUUCGACGAGCAAGAGGAGCAGGAGGAGGAAAUGGGGAUGCCGGACCCGCCGGUGCCAGCGCCGGUCGCAAGUUACGACUCGCUUGGAAACUCCGCGGCUCGCUCCAAAGUCGGCGCCGAGGGACGGAAGGGCGCGUUCGGCGCCGCCGCGGUACGAUACCGAGAAUGCCAGAAGAACCACGCCGUGAGCUUCGGCGGCCACGCUGUCGACGGAUGCUGCGAGUUCAUGCCGGCCGGCGAGGACGGCACUCUGGAGGCCGUGAUUUGCGCUGCCUGCAACUGCCACCGGAAUUUUCACCGCAAGGAGAUCGACGGCGAGAUGACCUCCUUUCACCACCGAGCGCAGCCACCGCCGCCUCUGCACCACCACCAUCAGUUCUCCCCGUACUACCACCACCGAGUCCCGCAGCACCCCGGCGCCGGCGGCUACCUUCACCACCACCUCGCCACACCUCCAAUGGCGCAGCACCGCCCGCUCGCCCUCCCGGCAGCGGCCUCCGGCGGAGGACUCAGCCGCGAAGACGAAGACAUCUCGAAUCCGAGCAGCAGCGGCGGCGGAGGUGGCGGAGGAUCCAAAAAACGGUUCCGAACGAAGUUCACGCAGGAACAGAAGGAUAAGAUGCUGGCAUUCGCGGAACAGGUGGGGUGGAGAAUCCAGAAGCACGAUGAAUCUGCUGUGGAACAGUUCUGUGCCGAGACCAAUGUGGAGAGAAAAGUUCUCAAAGUUUGGAUGCACAAUAACAAGAACACUCUCGUAACAGUUGUCUUUGAAGUUGAAAGCAUGUCGUGGAAUGGCUUACAGAUUACAACAGUAGAAGAAGGUGGUCAUACAUUCCCUUUCUCUUUUUCUGUAUCCGUUUGAUCAUUUUUGGGCUGAAUGGAUCGAUGAACACUGUUAGCAGCAGAGUGGUACCAUCACUGUUCUGUUCGAUGGAGUUGUUGUAAUUGUAAGGGAAGAAGCAAUAAUAUAAUAGUGGUACACUGUCUUACUACACGACAAGGUCAAAUCAAAACUGAGGUAAGGUUGCCACUUGCAACAUCAUCCACACGUUAACAUGCAUCUUCAUGUAUUAGUUAAGACAUGACGUUGAACCUUCUGCUGCAUUUAUGUUUCCAACUAUUCAUUCCUAAA
Molecule: messenger RNA, 1375 nt
Organism: Vigna angularis (adzuki bean)
Lineage: Eukaryota; Viridiplantae; Streptophyta; Magnoliopsida; Fabales; Fabaceae
Product: zinc-finger homeodomain protein 2
Exons: 2
Coding region: 239-1105 (288 amino acids)
Biological process (GO): regulation of developmental process; regulation of DNA-templated transcription
Cellular component (GO): nucleus
Molecular function (GO): DNA-binding transcription factor activity; transcription cis-regulatory region binding
Source: RefSeq, a predicted model, not a curated record